GUGGAGGAAGCUAAACAGGAAUUACAGGAGGUUGUUGAAUUCUUGAAAAAUCCACAAAAAUUUACUGUGCUUGGAGGUAAACUUCCAAAAGAAAUGGAAUUGCAUGACAGGAAAGUGAUGGUUCCUAUUGAGAAUACUAGUCUGGAGACCUUUAAACCCAAUGAAGGAGUUAUCAUAAUAGGAGCCACAAACUUCCCAGAGGCAUUAGAUAAUGCCUUAAUACAUCCUGGUCGUUUUGGCAUGCAAGUUACAUUUCCAAGACCAGAUGUAAAAGGUCGAACAGAAAUUUUGAAAUGGUAUCUCAAUAAAAUAAAGUUUGAUCAGUCUGUGGACCCAGAAAUUAUAGCUCGAGGUACUGUUGGCUUUUCUGGAGCAGAGUUGGGGAAUCUUGUGAACCAGGCUGCAUUAAAGGCAGCUAUUGAUGGAAAGGAAAUGGUUACCAUGAAGGAACCAGAGUUUUCCAAAGAUAAAAUUCUAAUGGGGCCUGAACGAAGAAGUGUGUAAAUUGACAAUAAAAACAAAACCAUCACAGCAUAUCAUGAAUCCGGUCAUGCUAUUAUUGCAUAUUACACUAAGGACGCAAUGCCUAUCAACAAAGCUACAAUCAUGCCAAGAGGGCCAACACUUGGACAUGUGUCCCUCUUGCCUGAGAAUGACAGAUGGAACGAAACUAGAGCUCAGCUGCUUGCGCAGAUGGAUGUUAGCAUGGGAGGAAGAGUGGCUGAGGAGCUUAUUUUUGGAACUGACCAUAUCACAACAGGUGCUUCCAGUGAUUUUGAUAAUGCAACCAAAAUUGCAAAGCGGAUGGUUACCAAAUUUGGAAUGAGUGAGAAGCUUGGAGUUAUGACCUACAGUGAUACUGGGAAACUGAGUCCAGAAACUCAAUCUGCUAUUGAACAAGAAAUUAGAAUCCUUCUAAGGGACUCAUAUGAACGAGCAAAACAUAUCUUGAAGACUCAUGCAAAAGAGCGUAAGAAUCUAGCAGAAGCUUUACUAACCUAUGAGACUUUGGAUGCCAAAGAGAUGCAAAUUGUUCUUGAGGGAAAGAAAUUGGAAGUGAGAUGAUAACUCUUAAAAUGGAUGCAUUGCUGGUUUUGCUGCAGGAAUAUAUAAGUAGCAUUUCGGUAGUCUCCUUUUGCGAUGCUUUUCUCCCAUUCUUGCCUUGGUAUCACUCAAGAGUGUGAAACACUUUGUCUCUCUUUUGUCACAUUUAAUCUAAUUCUGGUUAUUCUCAUGAUGAUACCUAUGGCAAAUUAUCAGCCCAUAGCAAAUAUGUUAAAGAAAAUAAAGAACUAUUAGGAUUGGAAGCAGCUUGUUUGAGAAACGUUAAUCAGUUAUUCAGUUGAAAAUAAGUAAUGAUUUUAUGGUUGGUUCCUCUACUAGAUGUGAAUAAAAAUUGUGCCUUUAGCUCUUGGGAAGUACUUUUACUUGGCAACGUAAAAUCAUCGAAGGAUUAUCUUUGUUUUUCGAUAGUACCAUUUAUUGUUGAUGAAGAAAUGCUGCCAUUUGGCCCCAGUGAAGCACAUUUCUGUAUAGGUCAGUGGAAACGUCAUUAAGAUGCACUUAAUUAUUGUUCUCCCGAUUGUCCACAUAUAAAAUAGUUCUGUUUUUGUCUAUCUAAGAGAGAAUUGUAAAUGUACAGAUUUAAUCAGAAUUUAAAUGAUUACAACCUUUUAGAAAUGCAGCUUGCAUUUUCAUGGUCUUUUUUUUUUUUUUUUUAAAACAUCAUCAUUCUUACUAAUGAAAUUUAUUUCAGAGCAGCAAAUAUUUUGUUAAAUAAAAAGUGAGUCACUUCAAAAUCUGAAUAACUAUAUAAUUAUGCUUGGUAUUAAAAGAAAGAUUAACCCCAAAUCUCAGUCCUUUCAAAGUGAACUUUGAAUUACCCUCCUGGUUAUGGAAAGUCAUGUUUGCUUUUCAUUCAGAUUUUGUGAAUAUGAACAUGUUGUUAUGGGAUUUACAGAUGACUUUAUUUAACUGAAUAGAGAAUUAUUUUAGAGCUCAUUGUAUUGGCUUUCCAACCAGAUUAUAUUCUUGAAGUGAUUUUAUUAAAAUUACCUACAGUUUUCUAAUAA
Molecule: messenger RNA, 2072 nt
Organism: Enhydra lutris kenyoni (northern sea otter)
Lineage: Eukaryota; Metazoa; Chordata; Mammalia; Carnivora; Mustelidae
Product: ATP-dependent zinc metalloprotease YME1L1-like
Exons: 11
Biological process (GO): protein quality control for misfolded or incompletely synthesized proteins; mitochondrion organization
Cellular component (GO): mitochondrial inner membrane
Molecular function (GO): metalloendopeptidase activity; ATP hydrolysis activity; ATP-dependent peptidase activity
Source: RefSeq, a predicted model, not a curated record